Zygotorulaspora mrakii is the source of this 1827-nucleotide messenger RNA. RefSeq lists its product as uncharacterized. Gene Ontology annotation, cellular component: membrane. Gene Ontology annotation, biological process: transmembrane transport; nitrite transport. The record is from RefSeq and is a predicted model, not a curated record. The transcript has a single exon. Bases 1 to 1827 code for a protein of 608 amino acids. NCBI's taxonomy places the organism in Eukaryota, Fungi, Ascomycota, Saccharomycetes, Saccharomycetales, Saccharomycetaceae. Gene Ontology annotation, molecular function: high-affinity secondary active nitrite transmembrane transporter activity.
AUGGUCGUCGAUGAUGCAUACUACAUUACGCCUCACGAGGCAGCACUUGCUGCCGUGGCAACAUCCAUGAAAAAAGCUAGAUUGCAGUUUAAUACUUUAGUCGUGAAUGCAAUUCUUGGUGGGAUACUAUUUAGUUCGGGAUCAAUAUUAUGUGUCGCGAUACACUCAGAAAAUCCUGGGAUAGAGGAAAAUAACCCUGGGAUAUUAAAUAUGAUGUCCGGUAUUGCUUUUGGUAUCGGUCUUUUCUACGUGGUCAUAAUGGGAGCCGAUCUUUUCAAUUCCAAUAUUCUAUUCUUCUCCGUUGGAGUGCUGAGAAGAGCUGUAUCAGUUUUCGAUCUACUCGUAUCGUGGACAGUAUGCCUUUUCGCCAAUCUUGGUGGGUCUUUGCUUGUCUCUUAUGUUUUUUGUCAUCUAUCUGGUGUGAGUUCACAGCCGCUCUGGAAAACCGGUUCUCGAGCACUCGUCGAAGGCAAGGCAAGCUUCUCGUUUAUUGAGACUAUGUUAAAAGCUAUUGUGGGUAACUUUUUGGUGUGUCUUGCUAUCUAUUUACAACUAUUAGCAAAGCCUAUUCAUGUCAAGUUUAUGGUAUUAGUGGCACCAAUAUUUACUUUUGUUGCAUGCGGGUUCACGCAUACUGUAGCAGAUAUGACAUUGUCUUUUAUUGGUAUGCUUAAUGGAGCCGAUGUCUCGGUUGGGAAAUACAUUUGGAAGCUACUCAUUCCUGCGGUUAUCGGUAAUAUUAUUGGUGGAUUUUCGUUCAGCCUCGUAGUACCAUUUUAUUUGCAUCUAGUUGUGGUUGAACGCGAUAGAAAGAGACUCUCUUUACCUGAGUAUGAGGCUAGAGAUGAGCAACCGGAACUUAACUUUGAUUCCAGAGUUGUUAGGAUCACUCCUCAUGAAAAUAGAGCUGAAGAAGAGGAUGCAGAAGAAGCUGAGGAGUCCGAAGGAGACAACUUGGAUGGACUUUCCGAAAAAAGAGCGACAGAUGAUUCGUUUAGCAAUCAAGAAGAUGAGAAUAUCGAUCAUGCUAAUUUUCAAGGGUCAUAUGCCUCACUGCCAGAAGAGAGUGCUCCUCGCGCGUACACCGCUUCGGAUGUACCUUCUAACCUGCUAACAAGGUUCAGCACUCUUAAAUCAAAUUAUAGCGGACAUUCUCUUAUCUCCACACGUUCGAGAAAACGUCCUAUAUUGAGGUCACCGCAGGGUGUAUUUCCGGUUAGAGGAAUGGGUGAGCCUCUUGCAAGAGAGAAAACGAUUGAAAAUCCAUAUUCAGUAUCUGCCCGUUCUUCUAUUGAUGGUUUUGAUUCUGUCGAAGCAAAGAAAAUUCAAAUACCCCGCAGUCUGCCGAUAAAACGAUCCCAAACUGAAGUACCACCAGCAUCUAGAGCUGUGGAUGACAGAAGUGAUGAGGUUCAUGAAGCAGGUAGCUAUAGCGCAAUUGAUGAUAGGCCGGGUGCAAAGUUGGAGAGAGCUAUAACGAGAUUAGUUGAGCGUAAACCUCGAGAAAGAAAAAGUACUGCGGAACUACCAAGAACCACCCAAGACACGUUUCCUUUCAACAGACCCGCAGCUAAUAGUCGCACAUACUCCGAACGUCCCAGCUCAAGAAACAGUAGCCUCUUUAGGACAAUGUCGCAACAGUUUAUACCGAGAAGGCAUUCCGAAAAUAUAAACGAUUUUAACAAGGAACUUAAGCAGGCCGGAGUAUCUCAGAAGGCUGCCGCCUCAUCCAACAGUGUGGCUGGCAUUGCAAACUACAGUCCUAUGGAUUUUCCGACACCAAUAACGGCUCCAUUGAGGAAACACAAUUCCCAUAGCACGCCUUAG